GACCACGUCUUAGAUUGUUCAUCCUCACGAAUGCUAAUCAGAUUAGCCCAGAGAUGGGAUUAGCUUCCAGGCAGAUGGAGCCCUGAGAGAGACUUCAGGAUUGAGUCAUGAGAGGAGGCAUCAUGCACACACACACACACACACACACUCACAGGUUAGUCACUGAUGACUGAACGCAUGAUUACAAACAGUCAUUUCGAAUCAUAAUUCAACACAUCAUUCGCCCAACUCCCAAAAAAAUGUCAGUAUGGGAAACAACAGAGCUAAAAGAGGCUGGGCAAGAGGGAAAGAGGAAGGGAUGAAGAGAGAUUAACACUGAUAUCAUCCAAGCACAGGGCGGAGACACACAUGCAGAGAGCCAACAACACCAGACUCAAGCCAGAACACCACACAUUUCUGCACCAGGGGUGAAACAUCUCUGCAUGUCCAGCAGACAAGGUCCUAAGAACCAUCCAUAUCACCAUUUUUCAUCUAUAUUCCUGUUCGUAACUUCCCCUGCAUGGCGACCAGAGAACUUGCAGUGGAUGUCGGUAUGACAAGUUUGCUGCUGUGACAUUUCAAAGACUGGAGCUUUGCAACUGGUUGAGUCUGAGUGGGGAGGCAUGAUGUCGCUGGUGGUGGAUGAGACAGCAGGGGAUCUCCCAGUCAGAGAUGUGGGGCUGAUGAGAGGGGGACUGAUGCCAACUGCCCCAGAUACAGUACGCGAUGUGAAGCCAUGGAAGAAACAUCAUGUCAUGAAGACAAAAGUAGAUCCUCAGCGCCUGUUUCGGUUUCCCAGAGAGCACCUGGAGGACCUGUGUCUCCGACUGCAAGAGGAAAACAGUGUGCUGAGACAACACACCCGUACACAGGAGCAGAGGCUACGCAGGAUGUCCACCAGACUGAUGCGUCUCCGUCAGGCCCGUCCUGGGUCCAGCGGUGUGAAGGACAGGGACAUGGAGGACACCAUACAGGAGCUGGAAGCCCGUGUGGCCAUGCUGGAGAGUCAGAAAGGGGCGCUACAGAACAAACUCAGCCUGGCCAAGCAGCACAUUAUGGACCUCGGGGGGCGGACGACUUACAAGUUCAGUAAAGGUAAGAGUAUGGAGGUGGAGGGUGGAGUCAGAAGGGCAGCCCAGACUGCCCCACCUCGCUACGGCUCUACGUUUGAAGACACCAGGGCCGAGAUGGAGAGAUUCAGGUCCAGUGUGACGGAGCAGGUGAGGGUUACGGAGCUGGAGCUGACCGCCCAGGCGCUCAGAGACACGCUGAGAGACAAAGAGAAAGAGAUCGAGGGAACAGUGAGAGAGAUCAGGAAGCAACACGCUGACCGACUCAGGAUAAAUAUCAGAGAGAACGUUGAUCUGAUCCGUCUGCAGAAGCAGCUUUCAGAAAAGAGCACUGCCCUGAGAGUCACUCGAGAGAGAUUCAACAACCUGCAAGAGGUAUAUGAAAAUCAGCUGGAAGAGAGUCAGAGGUCGCUGAAGGAAAGCCAGGGAGCUCUGCUGGAGAAAGUGGAGGAGCUGACAGAGCAGCUGAAGCAAGAGAGACAGAGAGCCCUGACGCUGGAGGGGCAACUUAACACCUCUACGCUGUCUCUACAGACCCUGGACAAGCUGCAGGAGAGGAUAUCAGACCUGGAGGGAGAGAGGGAUCUGAUUAAAGAAAACUAUGACACUCUACUGGAGAGAACUUUAUCUGUGCAAAGCAGCAAUGAUGCCCCCGUGGAAAAACACAGAGGAGUGGACCAGAAGAGAGAGAAACAUGGUGAAAACAUCAGCAGGACAGACAUCCAGAGACUGGAGGAGAGGCUUCUAGCAGAGAGGGAGGAGAGAGGCAGGCUGGAGCUGGAGAAGGAGAAACUGAGACGAGAGAGGGAGAUGUUCGAGGAGCAGAGGGAGCGAGAAAGAGAGUUUUCUGGGAUGUCAAGAGAACAACAAGAGCAUCUGGAACGGGAGGUUCUCCAGUACAAAGAGCAGGUUUCCUAUCUGCAGGACAGACUGGACUCUGUCACCAAGGAGUUUGACAUGAGUGUAGAGGAUCUUAGUGAUACUCUUCUUCAGAUCAAGGCAUUUCGGAUGCAGCAGGAGAGCAGGGCAGCACUGCUUUUCCUCCAGGCUGAUGGGAAGGUGGAGGACUCACCACGCGAGCUGGUGAACAUCCAAGCGUCGCAUGCUGAGGCCGUGCUGGAGUUACAGAAAACCAGAAACCUUCUACAGCUGGAGCACCGCAUCAGUACAGACCUGCAGGGAGAGUUGACCACCCUCAACCAGAAGAUGGACAGAGAGAGGGAAGAGGUCAGGAGGAGGAUGGCAGAAAAAGACAAACUUUUAUCAAAAAGAGCUCUUCAGAUCAACACUUUACAAGCUCAGCUGAAAGAGUUAGCAUACAGCCCAAGGAACUACAAGCGGACCAUACCAAUACAGUACACGUGGCCUUCUGUAGACCACGAUGUGGUAGAGCCCACUGAAGAUGACUUGACAUUCUCUCAGCUUAGGGCUGGGGAGUCACUGCUGGAGAUCCACCUCAAGGCGGCCACCUUCACCCCAGCAGGGCUCCGCACCAUGGGCAGCCUCCGUCCAGGGGCGGACAGGGGUGGGGACAUUGUGACCUUCUGUACCUACAGCCUCUUGGACUUCGAGAUGCACUCCACUCCUCUGGCCUCAAGUGGCCAACCCAACUACAGCUUCACGUCCCGCUAUGCACUAACAGCCCGGGAUCUGGGCAGGCUGGGAGGUCAGGGGUCAAGGGUCAGAGUUGAGCUCCACCAGGCAGUUGGAGGGGUGCAGUUUGUGACACAUGGAAGCGGGCAGAUGUCCCUCAUGGGUGCCAUGGAAAGGAGAGGGGAGCGCGUGGGUGGACGCGUGAAUAUCACCGGCUCUGAGGGUGAAAUUGUUGGCGUUUUGGAUUUUUGGGUGCGCCUGUAUCAUCCUGCAGAGCCUGUCGACACUUUGGUAGAGAGAGGAGCUGACAGGCGAACGGACACACACAGGAGUCCUGUGCAGGUCUCUCUUGGCUGGCAAGAUACUGGACAUGAGGAGUUACAUGACUAUGGUGGCGGCAUCCCCAAUGAGUUGGUGGUUAUGUUGGAACGUUGCGUGGGCCUUAACGCUCGCUGGCCUGGAAUUCUUCCUGAUGCCUACCUGACAUACAGGCUCUACGACCUGCCGCCUCACGUCUCUCAAACAGCCCAGUGCACUGCUGACCCAGUGUUCAAUGACACCACCAGCUACCCACUGGCAGUGACAGCUGAUGUGUUGCACUACCUGAGGUCCAGCAGCUUGUGGGUGUAUGUGUAUGAUGACAGUGAUGACCAGAUACCACCAGCUUAUCUUGCCAAGACCCCCAUCCCACUGCGAGGGCUGGCUACAGGCAGGGAGAUCAGAGGUGACUAUGUUCUGAGGGAUCCAGCUGGUGGACCUAGGGGUAUGGUCAGGGUCAUGUUAAAAUGGAAGUACCCCUUCCAGCCAUCGGUCGACACCGUGCUGGAAAGACAGGAAAGAGCAAUGGAAAGCACCGAGCAGGAGGAGAGGAGGAGAGAGGAGGCCGGAGCAUCGCAGAGACCCACUGCAAAGCCUAGAAUGAAGAUGCAACCGCUUGAGUCAAGAGAAACCAAAACAGUGCAGAAAGAGACCAAAACUCGUCCUCAGCAGCCACCUGUCAAACAGAAAAGCUUACAGAACCUACGACCCGAGCGACCCACCUCUGUGACCACUCGCAAGUCCUCAGAAAGGAAGAGAUCCCCCAAGAGGUCACCUAACCUGUACCAGCACACACCCCAUCUGACGCCUGAGCCGAGACUGACCACACCGUCUCAUUUGCCAACGAGGAAAUCAUCAGAGAGAACGACUUCCAGACAAUCUUUCACCACGCUGUCAAGGAAAAGUUCUGCCAGUGAUGCCAGGAUUCAGGACAUUCCCUCUGUGGAUCAGGUGUCAAUGGAUGAAGAGGAGGAGGAAGAUGAGAAGAGUGAGAGCGUUGCUGCAGCAGACAGCGAAGCCCCAGAGUCUUCAGAGUCAAGCUCCUCACAAAGUGACAUUAUCAUCAUCCCUCCAAAACGAAAAAUGAGAAAGGGAAACAAGCUGAGAGUGGAGAUUCUGUCCCUGACGUUUGAACCGUCCUCUGACGUGGCAUCGGACCAGUCAGUGCAGUGUGUGUAUGUGGAAUAUCGGCUGCUGGGUGUCCCAAUGGAGACGACAGAAACACCCAUGUCCCUCCGCAAACCCAGAGAGGGGGAGGAGAUUCACUACAACUUCACACGAGUGAUUUAUGUGGAUGGUUCCCACUCAGUUCCGCUCAGACAGUAUCUUUACACCAUGUUGGAGGGCAGUGACCCCAACCAGGGCAGAUUGAAGUUCACAGUCGUCAGCGAGCCGAUGGACGAUGACGAGGAGUGCGUGGACGUUGGACAUGCUUUUCUGGAUCUACAGGAACUGCUCCUCACAGGAAAUGAUGUCAUUGAACAACAAAUUGACAUUGUGAGUGUGGAUGAAGACAAGGAGGUGAUUGGACACCUGAAAGUGUCUCUGGAAGCAGCGAAAGCUCUGACUGGGAUUUACCAGGAGUUUCACCAGAAAAGUGAGACCAAGAAGGAAGACGAGACAAGUGAAGAAGAAGAGGAAGAGAAAGAAGAGGAGCUAGAAGAAGAGAAGAAAAAAGAUCCAGUACAAAUGAUAGAUUAUGAUGAUGAUGACAGUGACUUCUAUUGAAAACAAUUAGUAUGAGAUGAACAGAGAGAUUGUAUUCUUCCUCACCAUUUUCACCAUUCCCAAAAGCAACCAAAUAAAGAAUCUUUUUGAAAGGCA
Molecule: messenger RNA, 4784 nt
Organism: Acanthopagrus latus (yellowfin seabream)
Lineage: Eukaryota; Metazoa; Chordata; Actinopteri; Spariformes; Sparidae
Gene: rpgrip1
Product: RPGR interacting protein 1
Exons: 31
Coding region: 603-4688 (1361 amino acids)
Biological process (GO): non-motile cilium assembly; retinal rod cell development
Cellular component (GO): photoreceptor connecting cilium
Source: RefSeq, a predicted model, not a curated record